Molecule: messenger RNA, 4641 nt
Organism: Rotaria sp. Silwood2
Lineage: Eukaryota; Metazoa; Rotifera; Eurotatoria; Philodinida; Philodinidae
Source: the annotation of a GenBank genome assembly
AUGUUGCCCGUAGAUACUAUUCUUAAAGUGAUACAAUCAGUUGAAGUUCCAUCUGAAGUAUGGCUUGAUUGUCUCCUCAAUGCACUUUCGUCUGAAUCGGAUAAUAAUAAUCAUCAUCCAAUAUCCUUCAAUUUCGCACCAGUAAUCAUUUCGAACGCAGCCAUGACUGUAGACUUGACACCAUCGACAUUAUUCAAUUCGACUUCAUCCACACAGCAACCUCCAUCGAACAAUCAAAACAAUAGUAUGGUGGGUCAGCCGUCACUUGAUGAUAGCCAUGUGACUCAUCAACUCCUUUCAUGUGAAUCAUGGUCUACCACGUCAAUGACACCGAUUUUUCCAGCUGCAGUUGAAGAAGAGUCACCAGUUGAUUAUAAAAACUCUCUAAGUGAAAAACUCGAUGAAUUGUCUCAACUAGAGUGGAACCCUUCUGCAGUUCAAUCACUCGAGCGCAUGUUCAAUAGUUCACAAGUAAAAAAUAAUAUCUCAGCAUCGAAAACAGCCCUCUUCAUUGUUGAUGCCAUUGUAAUUAAUAAAAUAUCACAUCCAUUUCAUGUCAAACGGAUUGUCAACACAAUUAGUAUGUACCCAGAAAGUCAAUGGAUGGACGAAAUAAAUAGAAUUAUUGGCGAACAAGAUAAAGCUAAAUCAGUUCCACUACUUCUUCAAGAAUUAGCUCGAGAAAAUGCAUCUUUGAAUAUAACCGAAUUGAAAAAACAGUUUCGAACGGUGAUGAAACAUUAUGAAACACAAACGUCUCGAUGGAAGUCUUCAGAUAUUCGACAAUUUCACAUGACCAACGAUGAACUUCAUACAAUUGCUGUCAUUGUUCAAGCGGCACAUCUUCACAAACAAUAUUGUCCAAGAGAUAUUCAAAUUUUAUCUCUUCUUCUUCUAAUUAAAAAACAGUGUAAAAGUCAAGGACGAUUAGCACAAAUACGUACUGGCGAAGGCAAAUCCAUUAUUGUGGCCAUGUUGGCUGUUUAUCUUUCACUUCCCCCAUUGAACAAACGUGUCGAUAUAAUAACCACUUCAGAAAUUCUUGCUCGACGUGAUGCUGAGGAAUUCGCCCCUUUCUAUCAAAUGUUUGAUCUCACGGUUGGACACAAUUGUUAUGAUCCUCCUGAAACUCCAAACUACAAUGUUCACAUCGUCUACGGAACGGUUAAUCAUUUUGCUGGUGAUCUACUACGUACUGAAUUUUAUUUGCAAAGCGAAGUACGUGCUCACAGACCUUAUGAAGCGGCAAUUGUCGAUGAAGUCGAUAGUAUGUUUAUCGAUCAACAUCAACAUUACACACAAUUAGCAUCCCUUACACCAGGGUACAAAUCAUUAAAUGUUAUCUUGCGAUUUAUCUUCACAUUCUUCCAAAAGUUCAAUAUUACUGAAGAGAAUGAAUUUGUCAUUCGGCAACCACAUGGAUAUGUGAAAAUCGACGCUCUAACUUUUAUUCGAGACAAAUUGAAUAAUAAUGAACUUAUUCAUUUUCCAGCAUAUCGUCAAUCCUAUAUCAAUACUAAAUUACCGAAAUGGAUAAAGGGUGCAAGACGGGCACUCUAUGAUUUAGAACAGGAUGUUGACUAUGUCAUUAGUAAAGAUGGACAAAUAAUAGUGGUAGAUUAUGUCAAUACAGGCGUGUCCCAUUUGAAUAUGAAUUGGAGUGAUGGCGUUCAUCAAUUUCUUCAGUUAAAACACAAUUUACGCAUGACACCUGAACGCAUCUGCGAUUCAUUCAUUUCUAAUGUUACUCUUUUCAAACGAUAUCAACCACAUAUAUACGGUGUAACGGGAACAUUGGGUGGUAAAGAUGCACGAAAUUUUAUCCAAUCGGUCUAUCAGAUCGAUACUGUCAUUGUGCCCAAAUAUGUUGAUAGUGCUUUUGAUAUCUAUCCAAGUCAAUUCGGUCGAGAUCGUAAACAUUGGUUGGAUAAAAUUCGAGUCGAAUGUGAUGAAAUAGCUAUUAAGAAUCGUCGAGCUGUUUUGAUUAUUUGUCAAACCAUUCAGGAUGCUGAUGAUAUUCAGUUAUCCUUACAUUCUCAACAUCCUCACUUGAACCUGUAUCUUCGCAGUGAUCUAGCCGAGCAUCAUAAACCAGAGCUAGUUCAUUCAAGUGAAGUAAUCGUGGCCACGAAUCUAGCUGGACGAGGUACCGAUCUGAAAACAACGACAGAAAUCGAUAACCGAGGUGGUCUACAUGUAAUCGUGACGUUUAUGCCAAAAAAUUCACGUAUUGAGCAGCAAGCAUUUGGACGAGCUGGAAGACAAGGACAACCGGGUUCGGCUCGAUUGAUUGUCUAUAAUAAAAAAUCCGUGACAACUUUGCAUAAGAUCGAUGACGUUGAAAUAAUCAAUAGAUGGAAACAAGUUCGGGAUCAACAAGAAACAAGUGAGAUGGCCAUGGCUAUAGAAGAAGUGAAGCGUAUUGAAGCGAAAGAUUGUCUUAUCGUUCGUUUUCUUGAUCUUGCUCAUUCGAAAAAAAAUGAUCUUCCAUUUACCAAUGACGCAUUCAAGCCAGGUUUCAGUUCAUUUCGUGAACUGUGGGCUUCAUUUUGUGAUGAAAACGAAAACACAGUCGAACAGUGUUUUCCGAGAUUUGCUACAGACAUACAGCAGCGACUCGAAGCCUCAAUCACCAUCUUGAAACGCAACGUAGUAUUUGAAAACGACAGAUCAUUGUUCACUAUGCCACAAGAUCUGAAACAAUCUCGAGCUCAAUACCUAGCUGAUCUUCAAUGUGAAGCAGUCAGUCAAUUGAUUGCUCAUCCAAAAUAUUUUAUUUAUGCCGGUUUUCAUGCCAUGUGUAUGAAUGAACUAAGCGAUAAAAGGAAAAGAGCAUUGAAAUUAUAUGAACGCGCAAUAGAAUUAGAUGAUCAAGAUUUUAUUGCUCAUUACAACACAAUACCGUGUUAUAUUGCAAAUAGCCAAUCAUCAAUCGAUCGAGUUAUACAAGAAUUGGAUGAGACACUUCGCUUACUUCAUCGGGAGAUUGAAACACGCAAACUUAUUCAGGUUUUUCAUGAUCCACCAAUGUCACAGGAUAUUAAAACAGAAACAAAAGGCCUUGUCGAUCGAACAAUUCUUACCGAAUUGAUCUAUCUUGAAAUCGUUCAAGCAAAUUUGAAAAGUAGUCGAGAACAAUUGACACAAUUCAACGAGGAUAAACAUGAAAUACAGUGUCGUUUCGAGCAUUGGCCAGAGACAUUAGUCUGUUUACAAGGAACAAAAUUUGAACCAUUAACAAACGAUAUUAAUGCUGAAAGAGAAGAAUGGCUGGCCGAAGGAUUAAUGUGGCGGUAUGUGUUUAUCAUUGAACAGAAACGAUGUUGGUGGAAAACUGUUUUCGUGUUUGUCAUGGGAGUCGCACAGAUUGUUGGUGGAGCAUUCUUAUGUGCUGUAGGACAUUAUCGACUAGGUACAUCGAUGAUUCUUGAUGGAUUGAGCGAUGUUUAUAGAGCUGUUGUGACAAAAAUUACAUCUGAUUUUGAUCUAGCAGAUUAUUUUGAAUCGACAGUGAUCAAAUAUAGUAAAGAUCUGUUAUGUGUUGGAGUAUCCCUGCUAAAAUCUCUUGAGCCGAUCGCUUUGUUACAAGACAUUAAAAUGGUUGGUAUCACUAUCGAUGCUACUCACCAAGUGACCACUAAUGAAUUCUCGGUAGAAACUGUGACGCAAAUUGCUAUGGAAGGGUUGGAUAUUGCUGGAGUCAAUCAAAAUAUCAUUAGUUUUGCUAAACAACUACCCGAAUGGAUAAAAGAAGCGCAAGCAUUGCUCAGUAGUGAUCUGGAACAAAUGUUGAGACGAGGCACGUCAGUCUAUGUUGAUCGAUUCAUGAGCUUAUUCAAUGAAAAAUCACUGUUCAGCGAUAAAGAACAGGAAAUGUUCGAUCUUUUUCAUUAUCAAGUGCCUGCUGGCCAACAUAUAAUUAGUGACAAUGACCAAAACAUUUUUUCACAUGCUCUUAAUACUAUGAAUGAACAUGUUAAUAAAUUACCACUCACCGAUAUAUUGGGUGUAGUGCUACAAAAUGCUUUUGAACGUGUUGUUAAACAUGAACAAACCGAAAUUCGUGAUCUUUUCACAACAACUAUUAAACAGCUCAAUUCAAAUGGAGGUUUCGACAAUCAAACACAUAAACUCAUAACUAAUAUUCUUCAAUCGUCUGACAAAUUUUCUAUUUUUGAAAACACGAAACACCAAUUAAAUGCUGAUGUUUGUCGAUUGCUUGGUCCAGUUAUUGAACGAGAAAAUCAAUUUAAGAAUGAGAUUAAUUGUUUGAAGAAUAAUCAUCAAGUGAUCGAAGAUUAUCGCCGAGCUUUCGAUGUUCUUAAUGUUACCUUUGGUACAGCUUCAGCACAGCAAGCUAAUUUGCAAAAGAUCAUUGAGCAGCAAUCAAACUCAGGCGGUAGACUGUUAAACAGAGCAAUGAAAUAUUUCAUUAGUGAAGUAACCAAACAAGAGCAUGGAAUAACAAGUACAAAAGCAAUGAAGCUACUUGAAGAGUAUCUCGUCCAAAACGUCAUACGACCCCGUCUAGAAAAUGAAUGUGAACGACAAAUGGAUGAAAAUGACAUUAAACUUGCCGAUAAUUUUACCGAAGCAUUCAUCUAUGUACAGAAACAACAAGAAAAACUUCGACAGCAGUGA